Messenger RNA from Electrophorus electricus (electric eel), 2856 nucleotides. RefSeq names its product WW domain binding protein 1-like b (gene wbp1lb). The record is from RefSeq and is a predicted model, not a curated record. NCBI's taxonomy places the organism in Eukaryota, Metazoa, Chordata, Actinopteri, Gymnotiformes, Gymnotidae.
GAUAUGACUAGGACACACCCCGCUAUUCCAGAGUCCCUUUUAAACUCACUUGCUAUGACUAGGACAGACCCCGCUAUUCCAGAGUCUGUGUUAACCUCACUGGAUAUGAUUGGGACACACUCUUCUAUUCCAGAGUUGACGUUAGAAGGAGCGUCUUGUGUAACAGCUGGGACGUCCCGCGGCGCUGAAGGGCCUGUAGAUAACCCAGCACGAUGCCAUUCCUGCUCUUAUGGUCGAGUUAUAAACGAGCAGGAAGGCGCGCGUGUUUGGGUUUUUUUUUACGCUCUUUUUGAUGAAUAAUCUCUCUGUUUUUAUCUCAGUGUUUGUGCCUUGACCAAACCCAAAUUUAAUAGCUGUAUGUAUGCAGUAUGUCCUUAUUUUUGUACGUUGCUGGACCUGUCAGCCAGACAGAUGCAAGUGUUGAGUGUGGUUGCCUCCCCUCCCCCGCCCCAGCAGGUACGGCAAUGUGCAGGAGGACGCAACCACAGCCACGCGUGUGCGGAUCCCUGUUGCGUGGAGCUUCACUACUACCAGCUCUGGUGGUUCUGGCUAGUGUGGGCCAUCAUCUUCUUCCUGAGUUGCUGCUGUGUGUGUCAUCACCGUCACGUCAAGCACAGGUUACAGCAGCAGCAGCGUCAACACGAAAUCAACCUCAUCGCCUACAGGGAGGCUCACAACUCCACCUCCCCACCCUUCUACCUCCGGUUUCUACCAAACACCCUUCUCCCUGACUAUGAGGAGGUAAUGAAUCGUCCUCCCACACCACCACCACCUUACAGUGCCUCAACCUCAGCACCCACAGCCUGUACUACCAGUGAGCAGCAGGAAACACACUGCUCAUCGAGACAGGUUCCUCCACUGCCCCCAGCAUCAGAACUAUUGUGCUCUAGUCCCACCAUAACGGGCUACCAUGCUCACGGAGGACACUGCUACAAAGAUGGCAGCAAGCCCCAGAUGGGAUCAGAGCAGGGCAGCUGGAGGAAUGUUACUAAACCCAUGGAGGGGAGCUGCAGCACGAGGAAGCAGAAUGUGUGCAGGGAGGGCCAGCGGGAGGAGGAGGAGGUGCCAGAGGAGAAGGAGUGGAGCUCGAGGAGGCAGCGACACUUCACAGGAGACUCUGGGAUCGAAGUGUGCAAGUGCACGCGAGGCGCAGAGGGCUGUGAGCGCAAAGAGCUCAGAACCCUACGGAGUGAGGAGCACCAAGAAGGCUUUGAGGAAUCCUGCAAGGGCUGCAGCCUCCACGUCUGCUGUGCUGAAGAUCAAAGCAGGGUUGUGGCUGAGCAGUGGGAGGGGCUACUCUCAUAACCCCACCCACACUGUCAUGUUCACAUAUCAUUAAUAGAACUGGAGAGGCUUCACCGUACUGACACAGAGUCUCAGAGCUGAGGGUGGCAGUAUCAAAUAAGAAGUAAAAGAAAAGGUGUAGAUCUGAUGGAACAGUGGUUUCAUCGUCACUGACCUCUGUUGUUGUGGUCUUUGUGUUUUGACUAGUUUGUGUGAGUGUAAGCAAACUGACAAUCAGAGAAUGCCUGAUGACAUUUUUCUUAUGACGGCAUAUGACUGAUGCGCAAGCUCAUAUUUUCAGCAGUCUUAAAAUAACAAACAUGGGUGAAGUGCAGAUUGUCUUUAGUUCAGUUUCUCUCUUUGAGGUGAUGUCACCCACUGGCUCAGAGAGAUAACUCCUCCUGUAGAUACCAGUAUGGUUUGAGAUGGACAGUGACUUGAACUUCAGCUUGGGACAGACCUCACAGGCCAGACCAAGCUGUAAUGUUUAUAUAAAGAUACCAGUAAAAGUGUUUGUUUUAAUGUGCCUAGGGAACUGUGAUUUAACUGAGCGUUAAAUCAUACAUGUGUAAGACAAGGCAGAAGCAUUCAAGUACAGCAGUGCUGCCAUUAUCAUGCUAUACAGGUUAAACUGAUGUUCUAAACAUCAAACUGAUGUUCUAAACCUGUAAUUCCAACCAACAUUACUAUAAUUUAGGGUUUUAAUUGUUUUAGGAUGACUUGCAAAAGGCCCUUAAUGUAAGUGUAUUUUAACAAGCGUGAAAGUCAGUAUGUAUUAAGCUAAAGUGUGUCCAUGACAAUAGAGGGGAGGAAUCCACCUCUGCCAGUGCAGAGGAUGUCCCACAAGCAUGAACUCAGGUGAGUUUAAGGUAUAUAAAGUCCCCACUGGAAAUUGCUCAAAUCAAAAGGUAAUCCCAAACAUAAAGGAAACACAGAAGAAUGCACUUCCAAGUUUAGGUUCUGUGCCAACCACAAGUCAACCACGCCCAUGUCCCUCAACACCUUUUUUUCUUUGAUGCCAUUAGGAGAGGUAACCAGAGGCUGGAGGGUGAGAUGUGAUUAUAAUAGCAUGAUGCCUUUAUAAAUGCACUUUAACUAUCCUGACAAAUAGGACAGGUAAUUCCAGUAACACACUCAAGAUCUGUAUUUUACUGACAGCUCUGAUGACAAACGUGUGUUAACAGCACAAUGACUUCUUUAUUUUAAUUUAGAAUCUGUUCUCCUAAUGCUUAUCGUAAACAACUUUAUUUAUUUUGAUGUUGGGCAUGUCAUGAAUAUUUGUGUAAUGAAAGAUUGUAAGCCUAGUAAGUGUGUCCUAUAACUAACAAAACAAAAAGUAUAUUAAAAAAAAAAUCCAAGAUGAUGUUUAUCUAUAAUUAGCUAUAUUCUCAAUUACCAGUUUUGUGAGCGACCUCAGACUUGUUGAGAUGAUAAAGUCUAAUUUAUGGGUUCUUUCCUUCAUGUGCCAAAGUUUGCAGUUUCAACAGCCCACUUAUGCAGAUGGGGAUUUUCAUUUGCCCAGAAAGAAAACACCAGUUAUUAUAAAAAUAAUAAAUUAUGCACUAAGAUUAA